ACAAAGUUCUCUCUUUCGACGAAUAAUCAAAAUUCAAGAAAAUUACAAUUCGUUUCUAUGGGUUUGGUUCUCCCACUGCUUCCUGCUUGUCUCUGUAAAAGCUUUCCUCCCGCUGAUAACUAAAAGAUUGUGUCGUCUCGUCUCUUACAGAUAACCAGCCAGUUACACCUCCCUCUCACCAUCGGGCCGGGGAGGUAGCAAAGAGAAGACACCAAUAUUGAAGCACUUAAGAUGCUUCAUUAGUUAUCAGAAACUAAAGGAGAAAUUUUGGCCACCGGCUCUGUCUCUCUCCCAGGUCAUCCAAGAAAUGACAACAAUGGCUGCCACAGCAGGAGGAUCAAUUGCAGUGUCCAGCUUUAUUUCAUCUUCUAAUUUUAGCCAAAAAGCAAAACCCACCUCCACACUUUCACUAUCGAUGGUUACUAGUAAAUCCUUAAUAAUUAGCCGCAGAGUUGCCUGUUUUGCCGUUCAAGAAUCAUCCGCUGCGGCUGCUGCAGUUGCUGCUGAAACAAAGGAGAAGGAGGAGGAGAAGCAGGAGGAGGGUACAAAAGAGGCAGCGACGGCUAAAGCAACAACUCCUGCUGCGAAAAAGCCUCCAGCAAAAGCUCCUCCGAAGCCCUUGCCUCAGUUGAUGGAGGAGGAAGUCAUUCCUUCGCUGACAGCAACUUUGGAAGCGCGAGAAGAUAUUACCCAACUCGAGCUAUCUUUUCAGGACAACAAGCUGGAAGGUUCUUUCCUGAAAAAGGGCUUUCCUUAUUCAUUUUGGGCAUUCUUCCCCGAUGGCAAUCUAACAGGCCCCAGAGGUUUUUCCCUUUCCUCGUAUGGUUCAGGAGUAAGCACUGUGGAGCCUUUCCUCGUUGAUGAGAAGAGAAUCACAGCAAAGCACGUUGUGUUCUGGGUUCGAAAGCGUUUGGCUGCUCAAGGAAUCAUCCCUGUGUGGAAAGAAUGACACUCUUCAGGCAAUCAAUUCAAGAAAUGAGCUGGUACUGAUCCAUCCAGCUGACAGCUGUUUCGUACCCAAUUGGUAAAAGACGACGUGUUUCACCACCUUCAAACCAGGGCUUCCCCAUUUAGCUUUUAUAUGUGCGGUACCGCAAACAUUCUUGUAAUGUGGCAUUACAAUUCGAAAAAAUGCUGCCUAUACUUAUCCUUCUUUCAUACUGAAGGGAAAAAAAAAUUAGGAAGCUA
Coffea eugenioides is the source of this 1188-nucleotide messenger RNA. RefSeq lists its product as uncharacterized. Lineage: Eukaryota; Viridiplantae; Streptophyta; Magnoliopsida; Gentianales; Rubiaceae. The transcript is spliced from 6 exons. The coding region runs from base 308 to 949 and encodes 213 amino acids. The record is from RefSeq and is a predicted model, not a curated record.